Messenger RNA from Daldinia caldariorum, 1503 nucleotides. RefSeq lists its product as uncharacterized. The coding region runs from base 1 to 1503 and encodes 500 amino acids. NCBI's taxonomy places the organism in Eukaryota, Fungi, Ascomycota, Sordariomycetes, Xylariales, Hypoxylaceae. The transcript has a single exon. The record is from RefSeq and is a predicted model, not a curated record.
AUGGCCUCAAUUCAAACUCUCCCGGGGUUCGGAUCGCGUGGCUCGUGCAAUAAGAUAAGCAAGUCGAGAGCUAAGAAUGCGGUCAAACCAAUUCUGAAGAAACUUUCAUCGCAGUCGGAGAAGAGCUCGUUAGAUUUGGAUAGGACAUGGACGGACCAGGAUGAGCAAUAUCAGAGCCGCGAGAGUUGGAUAGGAGGAGGAGGAGGAGGAGCAAAAGGAAAGGGGGUGACGGUAGUGUACGAAGAGUCGACUAAAGAGUUAAAUUAUACUUUGGAAGAGGCUGGGGCGAAACCAUACAAUCAUGCGAGGUCUAUUAGCGGUGCUAGCCGCGUAUCAAUCGCGACAUCUAGUAACUCAGGUCCGCGCCACCAGACCAAUGGACCGUUUGUACAUCCCUUUCAACAAACCCCACGGACUUCGACCCCGCCACUAUCGUAUGCCAAUUCGCAAACAUCCUUCUUCGACAUUACGGAGGACGAGGAUGACGAGGACGAUGAUAACGCCAAUAGCACUGGUAGCGGACGCAGCGCAAGCAAUAGCAUAGAUGCCAGUCACAGCCAUAGGAAUAGCCUUCAUAUUCAGAUGAACUCCCAUUCACAUUCGCAACCUACGUUAGGCAUCCGGCGCCCGUCUUUAGCAAGUACACAGCGCACUUCGUCAUUUACAGAAGUUAAAAAUGCGAAAUCGUCCGUGUCCUAUACUUCUCAACACCCACCCUCUCUCCGAAUAAACACGUCACGGACCGUCUUAGCGUCGCAAGCCCUACCUUCUCACCUCCCCAGAGUCCCAAGUCAAUCGGACUUCCGUUUAGAUCUUAUUAAAGACUCGCCCAUAUCCUCAUCUAAUCCCACCUCAAAUCACGUCGCAUCACCGGCCAGCUCAACUCCAAUGUCUCCUCUACGUUCUUCGUUCGACGCGAGCGGCUUUCCGCGUUUGCGCGCGAAGUCGGACCUCGACACUGCUACCCGCGCUGAGCACCUUCGAGAAGCGCGUCGAAAAUUUGAAUUGAGAGAGAAGGCCAAAGAGGAAAAAUAUGCGCGAGAGGAGAUCAAGCGUCGCGAGCGAGCCGACAACAAGCGCGCUCUGGAAAAAGAAAAGCAUGCGGCGGCUAUGCACAAGGAGCAGAUGGCAGUGAAAGCCCGAUUAGAGGCGGCAGAGCUCGAGGAAGCGAUUGCUCGCGGAAAACACCACAGGAAGUUUAGCGCAACGAGUAGCAACCGUCCGAGCCUAGCCAUCUCUCGGACCAGCAUGUCGCGACCGAGCACGUCUCGAAAGAACGUCCCUAGCCCCUUGGGAGAACCCGAGGUAUUUGCUAGCAGCAACUACGACAACAUGGAUACGAGAAGCCCGCCUACUUUUGGCAACGAAGCCGGAGGAGCGCAGAGCGUUCCCUUCCAGCCCACCAGACGCAGAAAUACGGCCAAGAGACGGACCCAGAGCACCUGGACCAUGUUCAUCUUAUGGUUAAGAACAAAGCUGCUCCGGGUAAGCAGACACCGUUAA